AGAGAGCGGUGAGAAAACAUCCAAAUGAGCUUCCUAAAUGAGGCGCGGAGGGACGCGGGUGGACGGACGAGAUGAGGAACAAACAAGCUUUAAUCUGACACCUUCAUUCAUUAAGCAGAUUCAUCGGGGCCCCCGCGACUUAAUGGACACACGAACACAGGCUGGUACAUGUCCGAGCAAUCCCGCCGGCCAGGGGAACGUAUUAACCCGCCGCCCGCUCCUCAUGAGACCAAAGGUUUCCGUUAAUGAACAUCCAGGAAGGAGCACUCGGUCUCCGUCUGACAUGUUUCUUUGUUAAGUACAAAAACAAACAAGAAGAAGAGGGGUGCAUAUAUAACUGCACCCUCCAGAUUUGUUGGAGGAGAAGAGUGUGAUUUUCUGUCUUGUCACGGCUGCUGCAGACCGGUGAGUAAAUUUACUGCUCUGACGCAUUUUAACAACAUUUCAAGCGAAAUUUUGCUUUUAAUCCUAUUUUUUCUUUCAGGACAAUAAUGGAGAACAUCACUCAUCUCCAGAGCAUCUCCUCUCAAGCGUUCCCUCUUUUCCUACGACUUUCCCAGAACUUUUCAACUGCUCCUCUUUCCAAUUCCACCUCCUCUUCUCCUCCUCCUCCUCCACCCGGUGACUCGGUGGUCUCCCCUAACGUGGCGUACACCGCUGCCGAGCUGGCCAUCGCCUUCCUCUCCGCCGCGGGCAACGCGCUCGUCUGCGCCGCCGUGGCCCUCAACCGCAGGCUGCGCACCGUCACCAACUACUUCCUGGUCUCGCUGGCCGUCGCCGACAUCUGCGUGGGCGCCGUCGCCAUCCCCUGCGCCGUCCUGACGGGCGUCGGCUUGCCGCGCCACAACCUCUACCUGUGCCUGCUCAUGCUCAGCGUGCUGAUCAUGUUCACCCAGAGCUCCAUCUUCAGCCUGCUGGCGGUGGCCGUGGAGCGCUACGUCGCCAUCUUCAUGCCCUUCCGCUACCAGGUCCUGAUGACGCCGCGCAACGCCGCGCUGGUGAUCCUCGCCACGUGGCUGCUGUCCUUCCUCAUCGGGCUCGUGCCCCUCAUGGGCUGGCACAAGGCGCCGCCCGACUCGGGCCACUGCUUCUUCGUCCUGGUGGUGGACAUGACUUACAUGGUCUACUUCAACUUCUUCGCGUGCGUGCUCGCGCCCCUGGUCAUCAUGUUCCUCAUCUACGCCCAGAUCUUCGUCGCGGUCAAGCGGCAGGUGAGGCGCAUCAAGUGCGAGCAGGGGGGCAGGGGGGAGGGGCAGGCGAGGGCGGCGGCCAGCAUGAGGCGAGAGAUGAAGACGGCCACUUCGCUCUUCCUGGUUCUGUUCCUGUUCACUGUCUGCUGGAUCCCGCUUCACAUCAUCAACUGCUUCCUGCUGCUCUGCCCGCGCUGCCCCGUGCCCCUGGAGCUGCUGCUCACCGCCAUCAUCCUGUCGCACGCCAACUCCGCCGUCAACCCCUUCCUGUACGCGUACACCAUGACGGCUUUCAGGGACACUUUCAAGGCGAUUUUCUUGUGCUGCAGGACAGCGGGAGACAAGGAGGCUUCAAAUCUGAAUAACGGUGGCGAAGAUAAAGCUGAAGGGAAUAAAGCUUCCUAAAAAGUUAAGAUUCACAGCGCGGGGACGCCUCAAGCCUGCAAAAAAAAUGACA
This is a messenger RNA of Mugil cephalus (flathead mullet), 1647 nucleotides long. RefSeq names its product adenosine receptor A1-like. The transcript has a single exon. Bases 492 to 1595 code for a protein of 367 amino acids. NCBI's taxonomy places the organism in Eukaryota, Metazoa, Chordata, Actinopteri, Mugiliformes, Mugilidae. Gene Ontology annotation, biological process: G protein-coupled adenosine receptor signaling pathway; adenylate cyclase-activating G protein-coupled receptor signaling pathway; vasodilation. Gene Ontology annotation, molecular function: G protein-coupled adenosine receptor activity. Gene Ontology annotation, cellular component: membrane. The record is from RefSeq and is a predicted model, not a curated record.